Molecule: messenger RNA, 1356 nt
Organism: Pararge aegeria (speckled wood butterfly)
Lineage: Eukaryota; Metazoa; Arthropoda; Insecta; Lepidoptera; Nymphalidae
Product: segmentation protein fushi tarazu-like
Exons: 2
Coding region: 1-1356 (451 amino acids)
Biological process (GO): anterior/posterior pattern specification; negative regulation of transcription by RNA polymerase II
Cellular component (GO): nucleus
Molecular function (GO): RNA polymerase II cis-regulatory region sequence-specific DNA binding; DNA-binding transcription factor activity, RNA polymerase II-specific
Source: RefSeq, a predicted model, not a curated record
AUGACUUCCGCGGCUACAACUAACCGUGCUAGUGACAUGUGGAACAAUGGUGCCCCCGUAAAUAGUCAAAGUGCAAGGCCAAUGCCUUUAGGUUAUCAAUACCCAGUGAACCCGAACUUUUAUAACUACCAUAGUAACUUUUAUUCGCAAAAUUGUGAUUACUCUAGUGAAUAUUAUAACAAUAGGUCUCAUGGAUCUAGUGCUGCUAGUAAAAUUGUGAAAACGGAGCCUGUUAAUUGGCAAAACUAUCCCUGUAAUUACCCGGAUGGUGAUCAAACCAACAUGGAAAUGAUAAAUAAGUGGCGAGAAAUGAAUGUUUACGCCCAGCAUCACUAUGAAAACUACAAUUUUGAACAAGGUAUCAAUCCAACCAUAAAUGGUUCCGGGUCAGAUGUCAAAGGUGAGGAUGUGCGAUCAAUUAACUCUCCUAGCCAAUGCAGUAUACCAGAUACUAACUACGGAUCACCACAAAGUGCUUCAAGUGCUAUAAAAUCUGCAACAUUAGAAGAAGAUGAUUCCCCUAAUUUAAGAGCCCUUUUGACUAAAGCUAAUAUGAAAAGAUUGCAAUAUGGAAAACAUGAUAAAUCCUACACACAAGAAAUGAUGCAACGCAUGAUGUAUCGUGCUAAUGAUACGGAAGAUUGGAUAAAAACUGGUGGCAAUGCGAUUGAGACUGAAAGCAAUUUAUCGCAAUUUCAUGGUGAAUAUGAGAGCGGUUUAGAUGGACACACGCGAACUAAGGACCAGCAAGCUAUGGGUGGAGUGACAAACGCAAGCGAAGGCGCUAAGUCAUCGGAGGUCUCUGAGAACUGUCAAGCAAUGACGAGGGUCGAUGCAGGCGGGGACAAUGAGGAUUACGCUGAGAACAAAAUGGCCGCUGUACCAGAAGUACAAGGAUUUUAUCCGUGGAUGAAAAAUAUUGGAGGUGAAGACAAAAAAGAAGGAUCUAAGAGAACUCGGCAGACUUACACAAGGUUUCAAACACUUGAAUUGGAAAAGGAGUUCCAUUUUAACAAGUACUUAUCCAGAAGGCGUAGAAUAGAAGUUUCUCACGCCCUUGGACUAACCGAAAGGCAAAUCAAAAUAUGGUUCCAGAACCGAAGAAUGAAAGCAAAGAAAGAUGGAAAACUUUCAACUUCUCCUGAUCCGUAUGGAGCAGAAGACUUGACCGCUACUAAAUUACAAAAUAUUCCUGAGUUUUUAGACCCUAGGCAGCAAAUGCCUGGACUGGCUGAUUAUCCGAGCACAAAUUACCAUAUGAAUAAUGGACCCAUAGCUAAUAUGGCCCAUUUAACAGGAAAUAUAAAUCAAAAUUGCGUUAUGCCCACGUAUGGAGGCAUGAUGCCGAAAAUGUGA